AACAAGUGAAAACACGCACAUAACCUCACUUUUUUUGUGAAAUGAAAUGUGUGCAUGAACAAAAUACAAAAUUUGGUAUUUUUGUAUUAAUUUCAAUAUAAAUUGAGGUCUAUUUAACAACAAAAUGACAAGCGAUAAUCGAAAACAAGUUGAAUUUCUAGUGGUGGACACUACAGCUUUCAUACAAAACACUCCACUUCAUGAAGUUGCAAACACAAUUAUCACAUGUCAAGAAGUUGUAGACGAAAUCACCAGCAAACGCCAACUAAGGCGAUUAGUGGCUCUACCUUACGACCUCAUAGUCAAAGAUGUUUUUCCAGAAAACAUCAAAACCAUUACGGAAUUUGCCAAAAAAACUGGCGACUAUCCUAGCUUGUCAGCAACUGACAUCAAAGUCAUGGCCCUCACCUAUCAACUGGAAAAAGAAAAAGUCGGUGUAGAACAUUUGAGAACAGAACCAGUUUUGCAAAAACCUGAAAUCAAUUUGGAUAAACCUGUAGAUGAAAUCCAUCCUGAUAUUAGUGGGUUUUAUUUGCCUGGAGCACUAGAAGAAAAAUUUGAAAAUUUAGAAGUUGGUACAACUGAUUCUAGUGCAAAUGACAACCCUGAUAAUUCUGGUACAAAUGAAAACCCUGAUGAUUCUAGUGCAAAUGACAACCUUGAUUCUAGUGCAAAUGAUGACAACCUUGCAAAUGAAAAGGAGGAUUCUAGCUCUAGUGCAAAUGAAGAAGAUGACGAUAUUGGCUGGAUAACCCCCAGUAACAUCAACCAAGCCAAAAAACAAAUAAAUUCCCAACUAAUGCAAGACAAACAAGUGCAAGUGGCUUGUAUGACAACUGACUUUGCCAUGCAAAAUGUUUUAAGGCAAAUGAACCUAAAUCUGUCAGCUUUAGACGGUAGAAUCAUAAACCAACUACGCACAUACAUUUUAAGGUGCUACACUUGCUUCAAAACCACCAGCCUGAUGACCAAAAAAUUUUGUCCCAAAUGUGGCAACAACACCCUAAAAAAAGUCGCUGUUUCUUUAGACGACAAAGGCCAAAUGCGGAUCCAUAUAAACUCAAAACGUCCUUUGACUGGAAGAGGGAAAAAAUUCAGUUUGCCUAAAAUCAGAGGAGGCAAACACCCAAAUAAUCCUAUUCUGGUGGAGGAUCAGCCAAUGGCUGAUAACAGGCCUACUAGGCUGGCAAAAAUGAAGAACAACCCAUUGGAUGAUGAUUAUAUUGCUGGAUUUUCUCCCUUUAUUAUGAGGGAUGUAAAUUCAAAGUCUGCUCAGUUGGGAAUCAGGCCCGGGGCUGAAUUCAAGCAAUGGAUGAAGAAAAAUCCAAACGAGUCUAGGAGGCGUAGGAAAUAAGUUUUGAAUAAAUAUAUUUUUAUCAGUAUUUGUUUUUUGUUGUUUCAAAAAAAUUAAAAAUCCC
Ceutorhynchus assimilis (cabbage seed weevil) is the source of this 1418-nucleotide messenger RNA. NCBI's taxonomy places the organism in Eukaryota, Metazoa, Arthropoda, Insecta, Coleoptera, Curculionidae. The record is from the annotation of a GenBank genome assembly.